Arxiozyma heterogenica is the source of this 483-nucleotide messenger RNA. It is a transcript of the gene GRX5, whose product is annotated as monothiol glutaredoxin GRX5. Gene Ontology annotation, cellular component: mitochondrial matrix. NCBI's taxonomy places the organism in Eukaryota, Fungi, Ascomycota, Saccharomycetes, Saccharomycetales, Saccharomycetaceae. The transcript has a single exon. The coding region runs from base 1 to 483 and encodes 160 amino acids. The record is from RefSeq and is a predicted model, not a curated record.
AUGUUAUUUGAUAAAAUUGCUUCACCACGAGUUAUUACUUCGAUAUCACGUUCUAUAUUAUAUCGUCCACAGUUAAAAUUGUUCAUGAGUACAGAGAUUCGUAAGGCAAUUGAGGAUGCCAUUGCUUCUGCUCCUGUUGUAUUAUUUAUGAAAGGUACUCCAGAAUUUCCACAAUGUGGAUUUUCAAGGGCUACAGUGGCUCUUCUUGGUAAGCAAGGAGUAGACCCAGUUAAGUUUGCUGCAUACAAUGUCCUUGAAGAUCCAGAAUUAAGGGAGGCAAUCAAGGAAUUUUCUAACUGGCCAACUAUCCCUCAACUAUAUGUAAACAAGGAAUUUGUUGGUGGCUGUGAUGUCCUUACUAGCAUGGCUAGUAGUGGAGAGUUAGCUGAUCUUCUUGAAGAAGCUGAUGCUUUAAUAUCUGAGGAGGCAGAAAAUCCGCAGGUCGAACAAGAACAAAAUCAAGAUAUCAGCAAGAAGAAUUAA